GGCCAGGCACAGCAGGCACCCUGCAGCACCGCCGUGGUAGGUCUGCCUGCUCCUUCCUGCGGGGACAGCUGGGGUCUGCUCGGCACACAGGGCACCACUGUGGGACAGCACUGCACUUGGAGGAUGUGGGCUCUCGGCUCUUGUGGCGUCUGCUGCCUGGGCAUCGCUGUCUUCACAUGUGGCGUGGUGAUGCAGGUUGGGGCCUGGACAUACUAUUACAGUGAGGAGGACUAUGAGUGGGACGAUGCCAGGACAUACUGCCAGACGUUCUUCACCGACCUGGUGGCCAUCCAGAACAAGGAGGAGAUUGAGUACCUCAAUCGCACCCUGCCCUAUCAUGGCAAAUACUACUGGAUUGGCAUCCGCAAGCUGAGAGGUAUCUGGACCUGGGUGGGCACCAAGAAAGCACUGACAAAGGAAGCGGCCAACUGGGCCACCGGGGAGCCCAACAACCGCAAGUUCAACCAGGACUGCGUGGAGAUCUACAUCAAGCGGUCGUCAGAGGCAGGCAAGUGGAACGAUGAGCCUUGCACGAAGAAGAAGAAGAAGGCACUGUGCUACAAGGUCUCCUGCCAGCCCCUGAUCUGCGGCCUGCAUGGUGACUGUGUGGAGGUCAUCCAGAGCUACAAGUGCGAGUGUCACCCCGGCUUUGAAGGGGACAAAUGUGAGAAUGCUGUGCAGUGCCCCAUACUCGAACCCAGAGGAGCAUACAUGAACUGCAGCCAUCCGUUUGGAGACUUCAGAUAUAACUCCACCUGCACCUUCUGGUGCCCAGAAGGGUUUGAACGGCGAGGUGCGGAUGAGCUGCAGUGCCUGGCUGAUCGGCAGUGGUCGGUGGAGACCCCCACAUGCACAGCUAUCACCUGCCCAGAGCUCAGAGCUCCAGAGCAUGCAGAGCUGAACUGCUCCCACCUUCAUGGGAACUUCGCUUUUGGCUCCAUCUGUGACUUCUCCUGCCAGCCAGGGUUUGAGCUCAUGGGGUCACAGAGUCAUGAGUGCAUGGCCACGGGGAACUGGACUGGAGACAUUCCACGUUGCAAAGCUGUCACCUGCCCAGUACUUAGUGCUCCAGAGCAUGGAGAGCUGAACUGCUCCCACAUCCAUGGAAACUUCACCUUUGGCUCCACAUGUGACUUCUCCUGCCUGCCAGGGUUUGAGCUCAUGGGGCCACUAAGCCAUGAGUGCACAGCUAUGGGGACCUGGACUGGGGACACCCCACAGUGCAAAGCCAUCAGCUGUCCAGUGCUCAGAACUCUAGAGCAUGGAGAGCUGAACUGUUCCCAUCCCCAUGAAAACUUCACUUUUGGCUCCAUAUGUGAUUUCUCCUGCCAGCCAGGGUUUGAGCUCAUGGGGUCACAGAGUCAUGAGUGCAUGGCCACGGGGAACUGGACUGGAGACAUUCCACGUUGCAAAGCUGUCACCUGCCCAGUACUUAGUGCUCCAGAGCAUGGAGAGCUGAACUGCUCCCACAUCCAUGGAGACUUCACCUUUGGCUCCACAUGUGACUUCUCCUGCCUGCCAGGGUUUGAGCUCAUGGGGCCAGUGAGCCAUGAGUGCACAGCUAUGGGGACCUGGACUGGGGACACCCCACAGUGCAAAGCCAUCAGCUGCUCAGUGCUCAGUGCUCCAGAAUACGGAGAGCUAAACUGCUCCCACAUCCAUGGAAACUUCACCUUUGGCUCCACGUGUGCCUUCUCCUGCCAGACAGGGUUUGUGCUGAUGGGGCCGCAGAGCCGUGAAUGUAUGGCUAAAAGAACCUGGACUGGGGACACCUCACGAUGCAAAGCUGUCACCUGCCCAGUGCUGAGUGCUCCAAAGCAUGGAGAGCUGAACUGCUCACAUCUCCAUGGGAACUUCACCUUUGGCUCCAUAUGUGACUUUUCCUGCCAGUCAGGGUUUGAGCUCAUAGGGCCAGAGAGCUGCGAGUGCACAGCUAUGGGGACCUGGAGCAAGAACACUCCACAGUGCAAAGCCAUCACCUGCCCAGUGCUUGGUGCUCCAGAGCAUGGAGAGCUGAACUGCUCCCACAUCCAUGGAAACUUCACCUUUGGCUCCACAUGUGACUUCUCCUGCCUGCCAGGAUUUGAGCUCAUGGGGCCAGUGAGCCAUGAGUGCACAGCCAUGGGGACCUGGACUGGGGACACCCCACAGUGCAAAGCCAUCACCUGCUCACUGCUUACUGCUCCAGAGCAUGGAGAGCUGAACUGCUCCCAUGUCUAUGAGAAAUUCACCUUUGGCUCCAUCUGUGACUUCUCCUGCCAGACAGGAUUUGAGCUGAUUGGGCCACAGAGCCGUGAGUGCAUGGCCACUGGAACCUGGACUGGGGACACCUCGCAAUGCCAAGCCAUCAGCUGUCCAGUGCUGGAUGCCCCCAGCCAUGGCCACCUCAACUGCUCUCAUACACAUGGGAACUUCACAUUCAACUCCACUUGCAGCUUUUCCUGCAAAGAAGGAUUUAUCCAGAUGGGAGCAGAGAUGCUCAGGUGUUCAGCCACAGGGAACUGGACCAGGCAUCCCCCAGUCUGUGAAGAGGAUUCUGCUGCUUUUUUGAAACAAGUUCUGGUUUACACCAGCACCAGUGCCCUGGCAGCAAUUGGCCUUGUGCUUUCCGGAACGCUCAUCGCCUUGCUUGCCAAGCAGCUCAGCGACAGAGAGGAGAAGAAGAAGCUCCUGAACCCCACCAGUGACCUGGGGGCACCAGGCAUCUUCACCAAUGCAGCCUAUGACUCCACCUUGUAAGGUGAAUGCCAGCACAGUGCUUGCAGCACACUGGAAGGCAAAGCGGAGCCAGAAGCACUGUCCCCACCAGCUCCGAGCCCUGACUGCACUUCGCUUUGCCCUGCAGACCCUCGCUGCCUGCUGGCCUGAAGCUGCACUCGGGGGCUGGGAGGGCAGAGCUGUGUACCUGCCCUAGUCUACACCCACGCGUGGGCAAGGCCGCUGAAGAGCAGCAGGGACGUGGAAAAGCGGACUGUAGCCCCCCUCCCGUCCCCGGCCUGCUGCUGGGGCCGGGUCCGUGCCAACGGGCUCUCAAUAAACGCCUUUGCCCUCGA
Tympanuchus pallidicinctus (lesser prairie-chicken) is the source of this 3053-nucleotide messenger RNA. It is a transcript of the gene SELP, whose product is annotated as selectin P. The transcript has 18 exons. Gene Ontology annotation, molecular function: sialic acid binding; oligosaccharide binding. The record is from RefSeq and is a predicted model, not a curated record. Gene Ontology annotation, cellular component: external side of plasma membrane; membrane. NCBI's taxonomy places the organism in Eukaryota, Metazoa, Chordata, Aves, Galliformes, Phasianidae. Gene Ontology annotation, biological process: response to cytokine; heterophilic cell-cell adhesion; leukocyte tethering or rolling. Bases 124 to 2739 code for a protein of 871 amino acids.